This is a messenger RNA of Archocentrus centrarchus (flier cichlid), 3503 nucleotides long. RefSeq lists its product as uncharacterized. The coding region runs from base 153 to 2969 and encodes 938 amino acids. The record is from RefSeq and is a predicted model, not a curated record. Gene Ontology annotation, biological process: DNA integration. Gene Ontology annotation, molecular function: nucleic acid binding. NCBI's taxonomy places the organism in Eukaryota, Metazoa, Chordata, Actinopteri, Cichliformes, Cichlidae. The transcript is spliced from 2 exons.
AGUUGAGGGUGGUUUUUGAUUGCUCAGCAAGGUUUCGGGGAGUUUCAUUAAAUGAUGUUCUAUUGACUGGUCCUGACUUGAUUAACUCUUUGAUAGGAGUCCUUUGUCGCUUUCGGAAGGAAAAUGUAGCUGUGGUAUGCGACAUCGAAAGGAUGUUUCAUCAAUUCUUUGUUCCCCCGGCAGCGCGGAACUAUUUGAGGUUCCUGUGGUGGGGUGGUGCAGAUCUGGAAGCGGAACCGCAAGAAUAUCGGAUGACAGUUCACCCCUUUGGCGCUACUUCAUCCCCUGGGUGCGCUAAUUUUGGCCUCAAGUAUCUGGCCCAGAAACAUACGGUGGAUUAUCCUUUGGCAUCGGCUUUCAUUGAGAAGAAUUUUUAUGUAGAUGACGGCCUAACUAGUGUUCCUUCUGUUAAGGAUGCAGAGGAUUUGAUUAUAGAAGCACGGGAGUUAUGUAAGAAAGGGGGCCUACGUCUGCAUAAAUUUAACUCAAACAGAUUGGAGGUACUGGAUUGUGUUGACGCUUCUGAGAGAGCGACGAAGGCUGGAAGCUUGCAUCUUGGUUUAGAUGAGCCGUUAAUAGGACGUGCUUUGGGCAUCCAGUGGUCAAUAGAACAAGAUAGUUUUAGUUUUGAUGUAAACCUUAAGAAUCAGCCUUCUAGUCGUCGUGGCAUUCUCUCAGUUAUCGCCUCUAUAUACGAUCCGCUCGGGUUUAUUUCCCCCGUUACCUUAUGCGGAAAGCGUAUUCUGCAGGAUUUGUGUCGACAGGGUGCUGGAUGGGAUGAGCCUCUUCCUGAGGAUUUAGGCUCUCGAUGGGAGGAGUGGAAAGGGGACUUGCCCAAAUUGCAAGAAAUUAUAAUACCCAGAUGUUAUCAUCCGCCAGAAUUUAAAUCUAUUGUUCGGAUAGAGUUGCAUCAUUUUUCAGACGCCAGUAGCGUCGGUUAUGGCGCAUGUUCAUAUGUGAGGUACAUUAAUAACGACAGAGAGGUUUACUGUAGCCUAGUGAUGGCUAAAGCAAGAGUAGCACCCACGAAGCUCCUGAGUAUACCUAGAAUGGAGCUUUCUGCUGCUGUGGUUUCCGCCAGAAUGAGUGCCAUGUUGAGGGUUGAACUGGAAAUGAAAAUCGAUGAGGAAUUUUUUUGGACAGAUUCCCAAGUGGUAUUGGCCUAUAUUAAUAAUGACGUGAGAAGGUUUCAUGUAUUUGUGGCAAAUAGACUCCAAGUAAUAAAGGGAGAAACAAACUGUAGCCAGUGGCAUUUUGUUGAUACAUCUGAAAAUCCAGCUGAUCAUGCCUCCAGGGGUUUAAAUGCUUCUGGCCUUUUAUCAACUAACUGGAUGAUGGGACCAAGUUUUUUGUGGCAGCAUGAGCUGAAGUUAACAUCCCCUCCUUCCGCUGUGCUGUUGGUGCGUGAUCCAGAAGUGAGGGCAGCACAAGUGAAUGUGGCGAUUACAAGCGAUUGCGAUGAUAUGCUUGAUAGGUUGAGCCGAUUUUCCUCUUGGAUACGGCUCCUUAAGGUGGUGGCGAGAAUCAGGAGGAUGACAUCCAGACAAAGGCAUGAUAGUGAUCACAUUACGGUAGAGGAAAUUGAGAGCGCGACGGAAGUGGUAGUUAGACUUGUCCAGCAACAAGCCUUCUCCGAAGAGAGAAGAACGUUGGAGAAGGGGGAUAGUCUUCCCCACUCCAGUCCCCUUUUUCGUUUCAAUCCUAUUUUGGAUAAGGGAAUUCUUAGGGUUGGUGGGAGGUUGAGGCAGUCAUCUCUCAGUCAAGGGUUGAAACACCCAAUUAUUCUUCCUAAGAGUUCACACAUUACCGAGCUUGUGCUUCUUCAUUUUCAUGAGAGGAUUUGUCACCAAGGUCGAAGCCAGACUCAAAUGGAACUUCGAGCAAAUGGGUUUUGGGUCAUUGGUGGGAGUAAAUCCACUGCUAGGUUGAUACAUCAUUGUGUGACUUGUAGGAAGCUUCGACGUCCGGCAGAGGAGCAGCAGAUGGCUGAGCUCCCGGAGGCACGGGUGGAGGCCUCAGCACCAUUCACAUAUUGUGGGAUGGACGUGUUUGGUCCCUUUAUUAUUAAAAGGGCACGCACGGAACACAAGAGGUACGGAUUGAUUUUUACUUGUCUUUCCUCAAGGGCUAUUCACAUUGAGACGUUGGAAGAUUUGUCAACGGAUGCGUUUAUAAACGCUUUAAGAUGUUUUAUCAGCCUCAGGGGGGCUGUACGUCAGCUUUAUUGUGAUCAUGGCACAAAUUUUGUGGGGGCUAGGAACGAGUUUAAGAAGGCUUUGAAACAGUGUGAUCCCAAGAAAUUGGAGGCUUAUCUGGCAAAUAAACAGUGUGAAUUCAUUUUUAGUGCGCCAGCGGCGAGUCAUGCGGGUGGCGUUUGGGAGCGGCAAAUUCGAACCGUGCGGAAUGUUUUGAAUGCCACGCUUUGUGUCUGUCCAGGUAGGCUCGAUGAUUUCUCACUUCGAACACUCUUUUAUGAGGCUAUGGCUAUAGUGAAUAGCCGCCCCUUGAAUGUGGACGGUAUCAAUGAUCCCAGAUCAUUGGAACCUUUGACACCUAAUCAUCUUAUUUUGAUGAAGUCUCAGAUUGCCCUUCCUCCUGCUGGGAAAUUUGUAAGAGAGGAUGUAUAUGCAACGAAACGAUGGCGACGAGUGCAAUACUUGACUGAGCAAUUUUGGGGACGCUGGAAGAGGGAAUAUUUAUUGAAUAUUUCCCUGCGUCAGAAAUGGCAUAAGCCUCGGCGCAACCUUAAAACAAACGACAUUGUCAUCGUCAUUGAGGAUACACUUCCGAGGAAUCAGUGGCAGUUGGGGCGAGUGGUGGAGACCAUUCAAGGAACUGAUAAGUUGGUUCGUAGGGUUAGGGUUCAAGUCACAGAUCGGAGGCUGCAUGGGAAAUCGGACCCCCCUUUUAGGACCGUCAUCCUUGAGAGACCCAUCCAGAAGUUAGUGUUGUUGCUCGGAAAUGAAUGAUUGGAAAAUUUGAUUCCUUAUUUUAGUUGUGAGACAGUUCGGUGUCAGAGUUUUAACUGUUUGUGAAUCAUGUAUAAUUCGAUUGAUUAUGAAUUUAUCGUGGUAUGAUUGGGGGGAGUGUAAUUGACACCGAAUUGUCUUGGAGUGGCCACAGGAGGCGGUGUGUGUGGUGGAGAGGAGGUGAAGGACCAGCAAAAGGGAAUUAGGUUUUAUGGCCCUCACCUGCUUUCUGUUGGCAUGCGUUGCCUCAUUUUCGUUUGUUUGGUGUGGCGUGGUGUCCGGUUUCCCCGUGGCUUCUUUUUCCUUGUUGGAUGUUUGCUUGGUGAGUUGUCGGUUUGAAUUUUUAUCUUCGUUUCUUUUGAAUUGUAUGGAUUGUAUUUAAGGAUUUUAUUGUUUAUUAUUAGUCUUAAGGUGACGGGCAGCCUUAUAGAUGAUCCGUAAUAUAGCACCCCUCGGUGACGGAACGAGUUUUCACGGUGCACAAUGAAGUGGAAAUAAAGAGUUGAAGCACCUGUCGAGACUCCCGUUUAUUGA